UCCUUUGACUAAAUUGCCUUCAAUGGAGUUUUUCAAACGUAUUUUAAAGUAUUACGCGCUGUUUCUGUAAGAUUUUUCAAUAUGGAUAGGACUUCAAGUCCCGCCUCGACAUACUGUUCCCAGUUUUCGCCAAUUAGGAGAUCACAGCGACUUAUUGACAAGGAAAACCGGGAUUUGCUGAAGAUUCCACCUAAAAGCCGUUCUCCCCAAUUGUUUGGAGAAACGCAAGAUGAAUGCAGUCAGCUAAUUUGCCAGCAGGAAAAGCCUCUGUCAAAAACUCAGCACUUAAAGCCUGCGGAUAAAGUUGUGCAUCUGAAGACCUUAGAGAAAGUUGUCCAUCUGAAAACUUCAGAUAAAGUCGAGCCCAUAAAGCCAGCAAAUAAAGUGGCCCAUUUGAAGCCUUCAAAAAAGAUUACCCACCUAAAGACCCAGGAUGAAGGCAAGAAACCAGCGACCAAAAAGCUUAAGGCUCGAAAGCUAGUUUCUCCAAAGAAUACACAAAGGAAGAGGACUCUUCAGACCAAAGCCAAACCUGGGCCAAAACCAAAACAACCGGCUAAAGAAAAGCGUACCAAACUCCAAUCCACCUUUUCCGAUGAUCAUCUAGGGACCACGCCCUCUCCAUCGAAGCUGCCUCCUCAAUAUCCGGCACAUUUUGUUCAUCAACUGCCGCCUGUAAACGACACCAAUGUGGUUCCCCUUCGUCCUUUUUCGGCUCCUGCCGAACAGCUUUGUGAAUUGCGCUCCUCACCCGAGGAAAGAGAUUUGCUCCUAUCGCCAUUGGUAUUCGGUUCCGAGAGCUCCAUGAACCUUUCGCUGAGCGAUUCCAUUGCCGAAAUCUUCGGCACCAAGGACAUAAGUCGCAUACUAGCGAUACGACAGCCGCGUCAAUAUAUUUUGAUUGAGGAGCACUUGCCCGCCAUGGCAAUCAUGUUGAAUGUGGAUUUGGAGCGACUCCAAAAUGUCCUGGAUAUAACUCAGGGCCUAAGCCACGAGCAGAUCCUGAAUUUUUCAAUUAAACAAGAAAGGGAGGAGACAGAGGAUCAGACAAACUAAUCGUGUUCACAUGUAGAUAAGUUCCGUAUAACUUAACAUUUAAAAUGUAUCCGCUUUGUAUUGUUUUAAUAGGAUAAUUCCAAUUGACCAAGUCCAACAUGUAUAAUUGAGUGGCUAAUCCCAUAAGAUCCAUGUUCUUAUAACUUAA
Messenger RNA from Drosophila rhopaloa, 1204 nucleotides. RefSeq names its product meiotic recombination protein P22. The transcript has a single exon. NCBI's taxonomy places the organism in Eukaryota, Metazoa, Arthropoda, Insecta, Diptera, Drosophilidae. The coding region runs from base 82 to 1056 and encodes 324 amino acids. The record is from RefSeq and is a predicted model, not a curated record.